Molecule: messenger RNA, 2483 nt
Organism: Salvia splendens (bonfire salvia)
Lineage: Eukaryota; Viridiplantae; Streptophyta; Magnoliopsida; Lamiales; Lamiaceae
Product: G-type lectin S-receptor-like Serine/Threonine-kinase
Exons: 8
Coding region: 133-2109 (658 amino acids)
Biological process (GO): protein phosphorylation
Cellular component (GO): plasma membrane
Molecular function (GO): protein serine/threonine kinase activity; ATP binding
Source: RefSeq, a predicted model, not a curated record
UUGUGGGAAGUUUGGUGUGUGCAAUGCAAAGAGCAAGGUGCUGUGUCAUUGUCCUCCUGGUUUCAGCCCGGUUUCGUUGGAGGAUUGGGAAGGUGGGCGAUACUCUGAAGGCUGUGAAAGGGUGAUUUCAGAAUGCAACCGCAGAAGAUCAUUCUUGAAUAUAACGCUCAUGAGAGUUGGGGUGGCAUCAAGCCAUUUGAUCAAGCUGAGAACGAGGCGUCAUGCAAAGAGACAUGUUUGAAUGAAUGCAAAUGCCAGGCUUACUAUUUUAAAGAUGAUGAUCCGCGUGGCAGAGAAACUAGUACUAAUGGAAAAUGCUGGAUUUGGAUGGACAAUGUUGAAAAUCUUCAUCAAGAUUCCAUGGAUGGUAGCAUUAGCCUCUCUCUACGUGUCUCCGACGCAAACUCCACAGCGCGAACCUGUGAACCGUGUGGCACCACCAGCUCAAUUCACAUACCGUAUCCUCUAAGCACAGGUCCUAGUUGUGGUGACUCUUCGUAUGAUAGUUUUGAGUGCAAUGACAUUACCAUCUUCAACACAUUAAGUGGGAAGUACCAAGUCACCGCCAUUGAUAAGGAGAAUCUUAGAUUUUCUAUUCUAGUUGGCUCAGAAACUGCCCAAACUUGUAACGGCAGAAACUCAUCUACCCAUGUGGUGACUCUCAAUCACUCUUUGCCAUUCACUGUAACUAACUGGUGCUAUUUCGAACCUAUUACUGGUCCUCAUCAAGUAGAGAUCGGUUGGAAGCCUCCAUCGGAGCCAAGCUGUGAUUCGUCGAUGGGCUGUGAAGAUUGGCCUACUUCAGAUUGCCAUGAUAGGGGCAAUGGGUCGAGAUGCUACUGUAGAGAGGGCUAUCAAUGGAAUGGCUCUUUGGCAAAUUGUAGUGAAGCCUUGAGAAACUCGGGGAAUGACUACAAGAGAAGAAACAGAAUUCUAGUUUCUGUUGUGGCUGUGGCACUUAUACUAGUUUCGUGCUCAAGCUAUGUCUUCUAUCGAAGAAAGAAGGCAAAACAACAAGCAGGAAAUUUGGAGAGCAGUGAAGGUGAAAGACAAGUAAAUGACUUGAUGCUUGAAAAUGUCAAAGCCAUUGAUGUUCCUUUCUACGAUUUGGACAUGAUCUUAUGUGCCACUGAUAACUUCUCAAACGCCCAUAAGCUCGGGCAAGGUGGAUUUGGGCCGGUUUAUAAGGGGAAGUUUCGGGAAGGACUUGAAGUCGCGGUGAAGAGGCUAUCGAGCUGCUCAGGUCAGGGAGUCGAGGAAUUUCUCAACGAGGUCGUCUUAAUUGCCAAGCUUCAACAUAGGAAUCUUGUAAGGCUUCUGGGAUACUGCAUCAAGGGAGAUGAGAAAAUCUUGCUAUAUGAAUACAUGCCUAACAGAAGCUUGGAUGCCUUCAUAUUUGACGAACACAAUCGCUUGCUACUCGACUGGAAGAGGAGGUCUGACAUCAUCUUGGGGAUUGCUCGAGGGCUGCUGUAUCUUCACCAAGAUUCGAGGUUGAGAAUCAUUCAUCGCGAUCUAAAAACGAGCAACAUCUUGCUAGAUGAAGAUAUGAACCCCAAGAUUUCUGAUUUUGGUUUGGCAAGGAUCGUUGAAGGCAAGAGAACAGAGGCAAGCACAAACAAAGUGGUCGGAACCUAUGGCUAUAUGUCUCCGGAGUACGCGUUGGAUGGGAAGUUCUCGACCAAAUCUGAUAUUUUCAGCUUCGGAGUUGUAAUGCUUGAGAUACUAAGUGGGAGGAAGAACACAGGAUUCUAUAAUCCAGAACAAGUCAUGAAUCUACUAGGCUAUACAUGGAGAUUGUGGUGUGACAACAAGGCCAUAGACAUGAUCGAUCCAACGUUGCUCGAAUCAUGUGAGAAAUCCGAAGUGAUCAAGUGCAUAAACAUCGGACUACUAUGUGUCCAAGAAGACCCCGAUGACCGGCCCUCCAUGGCAACCGUUGUCGUGAUGCUGGGGAGCAAGACCAACCCUCUUCCCCUCCCAUCUCAGCCGGCAUUCGUUGUGCGGCGACGGCUUUCAAGCACGUCGUCGUCAUCAUCAUCUGCCUCUACGAAACCAAAAACGAUCUCCGUCAACGACCUCACCCUUACUAUGGAGCAAGGACGAUGACGAGAGGUUUUAUACUUGUAUUCACAGUUCUAGUGGCGGAUGCAGAAAAUAAUAAAAUAGUGGGGGGGGGGGGGUUGAUACCAAUAUUAUCUAAUAAAUAUGGACGAGCGGUCCGGAUCACUGAGCCUAGCCUAUAUAUGGAUCGAUCCAAGCCAGCCUUUCAAGUACGAGGACAUGUGAUGUGGACUCGUGUGAUAACCGUUCCAUUGGUCAAAAGCGGCAAAACGGAAGAAGGAGAAGACAAUGCAGUAAGUAAAACUGGGGGUGAGAAUUAGUAUAUGGAUACAUAAAUGGAUUGGAUUCAUUCACUAAGAAAAUACUCUAAAGUAUGCCAAUUAGAAUUACACUAGUUUGUAAUUUUUUUUAUUUGUUAA